Schistocerca nitens (vagrant locust) is the source of this 6353-nucleotide messenger RNA. It is a transcript of the gene DCAF12, whose product is annotated as DDB1- and CUL4-associated factor 12 homolog. The transcript has 7 exons. Gene Ontology annotation, molecular function: protein binding. NCBI's taxonomy places the organism in Eukaryota, Metazoa, Arthropoda, Insecta, Orthoptera, Acrididae. The coding region runs from base 212 to 1576 and encodes 454 amino acids. Gene Ontology annotation, cellular component: Cul4-RING E3 ubiquitin ligase complex. The record is from RefSeq and is a predicted model, not a curated record.
UAGAUCGAUGUAUCGAUGCAUAGAAACGUUUGUUGGUAUAUUUUUGUAGUAGUUUGUGUAAUGCUGUUUAUUAAAAAUAAGGAAAUCCAUAACAGCAAAGACAUAGAAUGAAAUGCAAUGCCUCGGAUUCUAAUAUUCGCCGACGGAGAACUUUGUUUAGGUUACAAAUGGUUUAAACACAAACAUAAACCAAAAAGCCGCACUACAAGCCAUGGCACAUACUCAGCGAGUUCCAAUUUAUGGAACCAGACCACCAUGCGCUACACCUACUCGCUUGGAAGAGUGGCAUUCUCGUCUGCGGACGAUACGACUUGAAAGAGCACGUAAACCGGACAAGCCAGAGGAUUUCGUCGUGUAUGAAGGUUCAGAUGAGGAAGAUAACGCUGUUGCCGAGAAAGAAAUUCUUCGAACUUCGUACAAUUUUGUGGACUUUGUGAGAGGACGUGAGCUGGGUGGGAAUGACACCAGAUGUGUGCGUGCUGAAUAUGCUUCACGUCACAUACUUACACACGAAAUGUUUAAAGAAUACUCUGUAUCUCUUAAUAACAUGAACAAGGUGUUUUGUUCGCAGUGGCUGAGCGACAGACAAGUUGUCUUUGGCACGAAAUGCAACAAGUUGAUGGUCUAUGAUGUCGUUAAACGUCAGUUGGAUCAGAUUCCUUCCUUGCAAGGUGUUCGAAGUUCAGCAAACCAGCAGCAAGAUCAACAAUGUGGAAUCCAUGCUGUGCAGAUAAAUCCAUCAAGAACUUUGCUUGCAACGGGAGCCCACAGCUCAAGUGAAAUAGCCAUAUAUAAGCUGCCCACACUAGAUCCUGUUUGUGUGGGAGAGGGUGCGCAUCAAGACUGGGUGUUUGACAUGUGUUGGCUUGAUGAUCAGUUCCUUGUAUCUGGAUCACGAGACACUCGCAUGGCCUUGUGGAGAGUGCAGUUGGACGAACUUAUGGAUGGAGAAGAUGGGCCAUCUUAUAAACAUGUUCAUGCUUUGGCUACAAAGGAAUGCAGAUCAGCACAAAAAGUUAGGGCUGUAGCUUUCAACAAGAAUUUCCAGGAAAUUGCUGCCUUGUCUCUUAAUGGUUUCAUUCAUAUAUGGAAUGCUGAAACAUUUGAGCAGAAGUUUUCAAGAAAGCUGCCAUCAUGUCAAGAAAAUGUCUGUCUCGCAGUGCAAGAUACUGGAAUGUAUGCUGUUGGCUGUCGUUCCUACACUCUGCUUUUAGAUGCUCGAACUUUACAAGCUGUGAAAAAAAUAUCAACACGUUAUAGUGGCUGUGGUAUUCGAUCUGCAAGUUUUCAAGACAACAUUCUCACAAUAGGAACCGGUGUUGGUAUACUGAUGUUUUAUGAUUUAAGAGCAGGAAAAUAUUUGGAAUCCAACAUUAAUUCAAGCAGAACAGUCGUGCUGAAAGCGUCGAAAGGUUGGGUGUUUCCAGAUGAUGAGUACGUAGAUGGUUUUCAAAAUAUCAAGUACACUCCAGCAAUAUAUACCCAUUGCUAUGAUCCAUCAGGGACACGACUUUUCACAGCAGGUGGUCCAUUGCCAGCAAAUCUAGAUGGAAACUAUGCUGGAUUGUGGCAGUGAUGUUUGGCUAUUGUAGGUUAUUGUUCAUAAAUGAAACUUUGAAGGAAAUUAAUUGACAUAAGUGUACUGCAACAUGUGAAGAGUGUAAAGUGCACUUGCAUUGACUGUUCUCCGCAGUUCCUGAAAUAAAUAUGCAAGAAAUUGGCACUGAUAAACUGAAAUUUACCAAAGAUAAGUUUCAUUUAUUUUUGUGGAGAUACAAUCUGUGGAGCUAUAGAUAUCUGCAUGUGCAUCUUUUGUUCUUUUACUUCAGCUCAGAAUUUUUUAAUAUUUAUUUGUGUUGUAAAAGUAUUUCCUUUUAAUUUUGGAAUUCUGUUGUCGCAAUACUUUUGUAUUGAAAGAGUGUUGUUUUAUUUAUGGUGUAUCAUUUACAAUUUUGUUAUCUUAAAAUUGAAAUGUUUACUGUUUCAUAGACUGAUUAAUAAUGAAAGGAAAAGAGAGUUACAUUGUUGGGGGUCGUAUAGCUGAUCAUAAUGACACAAGAAGUAGUAAUGAUUUUUAGUCAAUAGUGGUUUCAGAAUAGCGACAACCAAAUUGACAAAUGAUAGUGUAUUGAAAAAGAGAACUUUAUCAUAGGUCUAUCUUCAUCUGCUAUUCUGCCAUGUUUUUAUUCUCAGAGAUGAAAUGUUUUCCCUUUUUUUUUUUUUUUUUAAUUCCGAUUUUGGCCGUCUAGGGACCGCGUUAAACAACUAUUUUUCAAUGUACAUUUCUCCUAUUGCGCUCCUCCUCUUUUCUCUUCUGCCAAUAUGUCUUCAUCCUCUCUCUGUGCUGCUCCCUUCGGUCUUCUGUCCACACUGUUCCUCCAGUUCUUCUCUUCUUCACUUCAAAUCCUUCAAAAUGUUGAAUUUUGUCUCUCAUUAAGUCUCUGUUGGUUAUAUCAUCUUCUCCUAUACCCAUCUCCUCUCAGUCUGCUUUGACUUCUUUGAACCAGGUAAUUUGGGUUCUGGGGUUCUUGUCAAAAAACAUGAACAUUUUCUUUGUCAGCCUUUCAUCAUUCAUUCUUUUCAAAUGGGCGUAAAAGCUUACUCUUCUCUUCCUCAUAGUAUCUCCCACUUUCUCAAUUUUGUCAUACACUUCUCUAUUACUUCUAAGCUUCCAAGUCCCAUUCUCAAACCUCGGCCCAAGUACUCUUCUAAUGAUUUUUCACUCCUUUUUUGCUAUAGCUUCCAUUUCCUUGUUAGUGUUCAUUGCUAAACAUUCAGAUGCAUACAGACACUCUGGCUUAAUCACAGUGUUGUAGUGCCUUAUUUUUGCAUUAAUUGAUACUGACUUCUUGUUGUACACAUUCUUUGUUAGCUGGAAUGCCAUUUCCAUUUUUCUUGUUCUUGUUUUAUUUACCUUUAUUGUUUCCAUUUUCCUACCAAUCUGUUCACUUUAUUGUCUGCAGUUGGUAUUUAAUUAUCGUACGCCAUGUUAUUUUGUGAAAUAACAACACUUCAUAUGAGAGCAGAUAGUUAACUUUCCAGUAAGUAUUCCAUAAGCUCUGAGGGGAAAAAUGAAAACUCAUUUGUCAACAGAAAAAGAUAUGCUGUUAGCUCACUGAUAAGCUGAGGUUGGCACAAUUAUAUUGUACUUUAAGUAGACAUACUUGAAGUUAAAUUUAUUAUUCUGACGAUAUCCACAAAUUGUGGUUAUUUAAUUGUGAUUAUUUCUUCUAAAAUAGAUGACAUUGUUGUGCUGCAUCCUACAUAAAGAUCUUCAACAAUUCUAAAAAAACUCAUAUUGCUGCUUGUCUAACAGAAUUUUUAAAUCAGUUUCACUGUUUAACAGUUAUUUAUUUAAAAAGUGAUCAUAUACUGAAUUGCAUGUUUAAAAUAAAAAAAAUUUCCCUAUUCUCUCAUACUGUACUGUAGCAAGUUACAGAGUGGUUUUCAGUAAUCAAGUAGAUCAGUUUAAGUUGUUUAAUAUAAGAAACAGUAUUGUACUGUAUUUUUAUUACUAAUGUGGAAGUAAAAUUAAUCCCUAAGUUACAAACAUUCUGGUGUAUUCGGAAUAAGACUUGUUGAAUGAUAAGACAGAAUCAUUUUGUACAAGAGGAAACCCAGUUUUCUUUGUAUGAUCUAAGCUUCCAUACGUGGAAAAAAGUGAUGGCAGGAUAAGAAAAAAGUACUUAUAAAUAAUUUACAUAUUUAUAUUAUGUUCAGUGUUUCAUAAACCACCAUAUGCUGGGUUAGUGCCAUUUUUCAGCAGCAGAGGAACAACAGCUAUUAGUACAUUCUGUUGUAGAUUCUGACAGUGGCAAGUACCUACAAAUAUAACUGUCCAUUAUCAGUAUCACUUCAAAAGAAAUGAACUUUUGUGAGUAGCAAAGAUGUAGAUGAUACCUUUUCACAUAUUUAUGAGUGCCAUCUUUUAAGUUUACAUACAGCAUUAUUAUGGGAAGGUACAUCUGCAACAUUAAAUGCAAUCUCUUUUUACUACCUUUCUUUGGAAAACACAACAGUAUGUCUGUAAAAGACUAAAGAGAAGUUGACUCUUUUAAGCAGAAGAACCAUCAGACAUAUUACAAUUUCAAUCAGUGAACAUUGACUAGAAUGUGUCAAGUUGAUCUGAGUUAGGGGGUGUAGUGGAUAAAGUACCAAAAUCACAUUUGAGAGGAGCAGAGUUAAAAUUCUCACCCAGAUGUAGGUUUUUCAUGAUUUUUCUAAAUCUGUUAAGUCAAAUGCUGAGUGUGUUCGUAUUAGGACAUGGCAGAUUUUCUUAUUGUCCAAGCUUGAGCCCCAGAUAAUGACCUAGUCAUCAGUGAGGCAUUAAUCCCUAUCUCCCUUCUUUCCUCUUUUUACCCUUACACAUUAAGAUUUUCGGUAAAUGCUAAAAUUGACAGGCAUAAUACAUGUCAUGUAGCAGAUCGAAGUUGUUUUUGAAGAAUUUGUUAUUGCAAAGUAUUUCAGAUCCAUUUAUAAUUUCUUUGAAAAUUUUCUGUUGUGAAUCCAGAAGAUGGGAUGCCAAAAAUUAAAGCAUCUGGAAGGUUCUUUUAGCUUGCUGUCUAUACAAUCACUGUAAGAAAUAGGUCUCUGAAUUUGCAAAUGCAAAACUUAUAAACCUUGGCCCUAUUAGGUCAAAUAUUGAACUGGUAAGAGCAGUGCAAACGAAACAGGUAUUAUCCACUACUAAAUGUAUAUAUACAAAGUACAAAACAGAACGGAAGAGUACUACAGUUUUGUUUUUUAAAAUAAUGUUUACUAAACUUUGUUUGUGGAAACGAUUGUAUGUUAGAUUAAUUUAUUUUUUGUAAGAUCACUUCACAUUCAUGAAGUCUAACUCCAUGGAGUUUUGUAAUGUAUGUUUGAAAAGUGAUUUAAUUCUACUGUUGUUUAAAUUGUGGGUAUUGAUUGUUCAGUCACAGAAGACUUUUUGCACAAUUCAUCAGAGAAAUUAAUUAAAAGGGAACCAGUUAAUAAUUUUAUGAUUACUUCACUCAUUUUUAUAUAAAUCAUUUUGGAAUUACGUUACUUGUAUUUAGUAAUUUUGAUCCAGUAGGAGAGGUUUGUAUUUCAAUUUUAAGAUUAUAGCUUACAAUGCCUUUCAUGUGUAAUCACUUUUGUGCACAAAUCCUUUCACAUCACUGUAACAGCUGGCAUUCAUAUUUGACGUGGUACUAAAUAUAUGUGAAUGAAGAACUGUACUUUGUUAUUUUCACAGUCUGCUAUUCAUACUUACUUCGUAAAGAGCUGUCAUAGUGUAGUUUCAUAUUAAUAAUCCUUACUCAUAGUACAAAAAAAAGGUUUAAAAUGUUAUGUAGGAAUUCCAAAUAACAUAAACCUAUGCCAGGAAUACAGUGGCACCUUCUGACAUUCAAAUUAGUGUAAACAUUUUUGUUGAUUAUACUUUAUGUGACUCUCUGUAACAAUGGAAAGUAUAGACAAUAAUGUUGUGCCAUUUUUUAUCUGUAUUCUGUUACAAGCUAUAAACAGUCUCUUUCCCUCUAAUCUUUUUUUAAAAAUUAGUACACAUUUUAUUAGGGAAAUAUAAGUAAUUGGGUAAAGCGGCUAACAUGGAAUAACUAAACAAUGAAAACUGUGGCAAACUUGAUAGUUACAGUAUGUCCACAAUGAGUAUUCAGUAAUUGUUCAACAUAUAUGUAUAUCUAUUACCAGUUAUAUUUCCUGAACAAAUUUUGUAAGUUGGGUUCAUUUAGACAAGUGCAAAGGAGCAUUUAUAUAUGUUCAGUUACAUAUAAAUAAUAAUAAUAGUAGUAAGUAGAUAUACUUCAUAUCAAUCUUCAGAAUGCAUUUUUAAGACAAUAUUAAUUUCAUUAUUGUAUAGAUGCCCCUUCCAUGACUCAGUCCACUUAAAUUACAAUGGCAGAUGCAGUAAUUUUUCCAUUGCUAGUGUUAUGUGACUUAACAUCAAGGUAAGACUAUUACAUGAUUCUGGCAGACCACACACACUGUCUAUAUUUGGGUGGAUUCUUCAUCAUAAUAGCAGAAUUCAGGCACUGAAAUUAAGCAAUAAUCAAGGAAUGUAGUGAAAAGGAGUAUGAUUAGUGUAAAAUCAGCACUCUCUGAUGUACCAGUAAAAAGAAAAUUAAGACUAUUUUUACUAUGGAAAGAACAUUCUUUCUUCAGACUCAUUUGUUCCUAUGAAAUUUUCUCAUUUAUUACUAAUCCAUGCAAAAUACGUGCUCUACUUUUGUAACAUCUCACAGUAAUUGUGGUGUCAUUGUAGCUAAUUUAUUAUGUAUACAUUUCAAAAGUGUGGUUAAUAGAGCCAUCACAUUUCUGUAAAUUGUACAUGCCUCAUGCUAGUUUUUGUAUAAACUUGUAAACACAUUCUA